ACCAUAAUGUAUGAGUUAUGUGUUUAGUAUUACUGUUAACUGUUUUAUGUUAGUACUUUUCAGCAUCGAAACUAGGAAAAACAACUAGGAAUGGCUGUGGAGGAACUUCAAUCCAUAAUAAGGAGAUGUCAAAUCCUAGGAGAGCAAAACUUUAAAGAAGAUGAUUUUGGCCUAUUUCAGUUAGCUGGCCAAAGAUGCAUAGAGGAAGGGUAUAUAGAGCAACUAUUAGAAAUUCUGCAAAAUGAGAAGAAUAAGGUUAUCGUCAAGCAUAUGGGCUGGAAUCUGGUUGGUCCUAUUGUUCGCUGUCUUUUAAGGAAUGAUAAAAAAGAUGAUGAGAGAAAAGUUUAUUUUUUGAUGCUUGAUUUAUUAGUGAAGUUAUGUAAUCCAAAGGAAUUAUUGUUGGGUUUGCUUGAACUGAUUGAAGAACCCUCUGGAAAACAGAUAUCCCAAAUUAUCCUUCUUUUACUUCAGCCAUUACAAACAGUGAUUCAGAAACUUCAUAACAACAAGGCAUAUUCGGUUGGACUAGCACUGUCUACCCUCUGGAGGCAGCUGUCUCUUCUUCCUGUUCCAUAUUUAAAGGAACAUGCACAAACAGAUGACUAUGGGCUUUGUCAGUGUUGCACGGCCUUAAUAGAGUUCACAAAGCCUUUUGUGGAAGAAGUCGUCCACGACAAAGAAAACUCACCAGAGAAUGAAAAGUUAAAGGAUGAAUUACUGAAAUUCUGUUUCAAAAGCUUGAAAUGCCCUUUGCUGAAAGCACAAUUCCUUGAACAAUCUGAAGCUGGAAAUGAUCCUUUCAGAUGUUUUGCAUCUGAAAUAAUAUGCUUUUUAUCAGCAAUUGGACAUCCUUUCUCCAAAAUGAUUUUUAAUCAUGGAAGGAAAAAGAGGACUUGGGAUUACCUUGAAUUUGAGGAAGAAGAAGACAAGCAAUUAGCAGACUCUAUGGCUUCUCUGGCAUAUCUAGUAUUUGUACAGGGCAUCAGUAUCGACCAGCUUCCAAUGGUCUUAAGCCCGUUGUACCUUUUGCAGUUUAAUAUGGGGCAUAUUGAAGUCUUCCUGCAGAGAACAGAAGAGUCUGUUUUCUCCAAAGGAUUGGAUCUACUAGAGAAUUGUUUAUUGAGAAUAGAAGACAACAGUCUACUUUACCACUACUUAGAAAUCAAGAGUUUUCUUGCUGUACCUCAGGGCUUGGUUAAAGUAAUGACAGUUUGCCCCAUUGAGACAUUGAGGAAAAAGAGUUUAGCUAUGCUGCAGCUGUACAUUAACAAGUUGGAUUCACAAGGCAAAUAUACAUUAUUUAGGUGCUUAUUGAAUACAAGUAAUCACUCAGGUGUCGAGGCCUUUAUUAUUCAAAAUAUCAAAAAUCAAAUUGACAUAUCAUUAAAGAGAACAUGUAACAACAAAUGGUUUACAGGACCACAGCUGAUUUCCCUUCUAGAUAUGGUACUCUUUCUCCCACAGGGUGCUGAAACAGAUUUAUUGCAAAACUCAGAUAGGAUUAUGGCUUCAUUAAAUUUAUUGAGGUACUUGGUUAUCAGAGAUAAUGAAAAUGACAAUCAAGAGAAAUGAGAAAGGACAGAUUGAAAUGAGAAGGAUAUAUGUGACAGUCAUUAAUGUUACCAAUUAUUCAUCAUAGGUAUGUGUAGAUUUUAUUUGGAGAACUAUACAUAAAGGUUAUAUACUAUUUGGAUCCAAAUAAGUUCAUUAUAAAAUAUGGGUUUAAGUGGUCCAUUUCAUUGCUCUAGUUAAGGAUAAUUAGGUUUAUAAGUUUCCCCUUUUUACCUAAGAUAUUCUCCUUCAUAAAAGGAAGGAAACAUUGAAAAUUAGUAUCAGUGGAGGGGUUGUCUUCUCUUUUGUUAAUAAAAUUAAAGCUUCAUGACUUCCUUCCUUCAGUACUGCAAGAGAAAAUGCUUAUGGAAGAAAAACUGUUAAGAUAUAUGACAAAAUAACUCCUUCUUUGCACUGGUCAAGAAAAUCCAAAUUAGCUUUGCAUUAAACAAGUUCCCAUCAAUAAGGAAGGGAAAGAAUCCUGUACAGCUAGAUCUGUGGCCUGGAUAUUAAUUGAAAGGUCAAGGGUUGAAGGUCUAUGUAUGGUUAAAGAAAAAGAAAAAAGCCGUUGUGGGGAUAACUUUGUGAAUUAUCCUCAAAUAAAUUUCCAGGAGCUAUCCAAAUUGUUUAAUAAUGAGCAUAUUGGGCGGCGCCUAUGGCUCAGGGAGUAGGGUGCCGGUCCCAUAUGCCAGAAGUGGAGGGUUCAAACCCAGCCCCGGCCAAAAAACCCACACACACACACACAAAAAAUAACGAGCAUACUACCCCAAGUACGUUUUGGUUUUGAUUAGAUUAGUAUUCAUGUAACUAGAUGUAGUAAUAAAUGUAUUAUUAAGCAGUAAACUAUUAUGAAAAGCAUGGGUGAUUUUUCAUUUUUUCCAGCUCACAAUGUGUGUCUAGUGAUAGUAAGUAAUUGAUACAUGUUGAACUAAAUAAUUCUUUCAUUAAUUCUU
This is a messenger RNA of Nycticebus coucang (slow loris), 2504 nucleotides long. RefSeq names its product glomulin, FKBP associated protein (gene GLMN). The coding region runs from base 91 to 1572 and encodes 493 amino acids. Gene Ontology annotation, cellular component: cytoplasm. The record is from RefSeq and is a predicted model, not a curated record. Gene Ontology annotation, molecular function: ubiquitin-protein transferase inhibitor activity. NCBI's taxonomy places the organism in Eukaryota, Metazoa, Chordata, Mammalia, Primates, Lorisidae. The transcript is spliced from 16 exons.